Molecule: messenger RNA, 3074 nt
Organism: Mycena citricolor
Lineage: Eukaryota; Fungi; Basidiomycota; Agaricomycetes; Agaricales; Mycenaceae
Source: the annotation of a GenBank genome assembly
UACUUACUUGGAUUCUCAGCAGCACUCGCAAUUCUCUCUUGACGCGCCAUUUGUCAACAACAGAGAUCGACCGCCAUGCAGCUACGCGUAUCAGCAGCUCCACAAUUCCCCUGCGAUACAUUGUUUGCCACUCAGGGCAACCGACGCUUUGAAAGAAAGCAGUCAGGGCUUUGUCCCUGCCAGCGCUUUGAUAUGGGCGGUAUAAAGACUGCAGUUACCAUCUAGAACCAAUCUCAGUUCGUGUCGUCAAAACCGAUUAGAGCUGAGACAAGCUGCCCAUCGCGCUCGAAUGCAUGGUUCAAGACAUCACCUCCGUCCAUACCACGGGCCAAGCCACUUCCUGGCACAGAAUUUGCCCCUGUGUCUCCACCUCGUAUUAUCCUGACCGUACCAACGCCAGAGAAACCUCGGAAACGUAGCCCUGCACCUCUCCCCCAUCUCCUUGGACCUUUCUAUGUGCCUCGACCACCUACUCCCACACGACGUGGCUCAUCGACUGUCGCUGCGACAUCAUCCCCUUCCACGGGUGCCAUUUGUCUGAGCAUACCAUCGCCGGAAACGUGGAGCACGACCAAGAACGUCCAGCGCGUGCCCGACUGGACAUUGUACGCAGAUCUUGACAAGCCACCUGUUUGGUCCAUUCCUCAAGACGAAUGGGAGCGGGCCAAAUCCAUGCCACUGGGUAUUACGCGUGCAGGUCUGGCACAGGAUACUGGACCGCAUGUCAUCUCGGCCUUGCCCCUGCAGGAGCGCAAUGUUUCUCGUCCAUUCGGGACUCAGCCGCCGUUGUCUCCUACUCAGCCCAUGGUAAACGCAUUUCCCCAUGUUCCAGAAUCUUGGGAGAUGUUCGCCCAACUGCAGCGGAGUCGGCUGGCUUGCGGGGACAUGCAUGGUGUCGCCUUUGCUCUCGUUGCCCGUGCAGUCUCGAAUCCGAGCGAAGCGCAUCGCGUCGCGGCUUUGGCAACCAAGCUUUCGGGAAUUCCGCUGUGCGGGGUGCGGGAAUGGUAUGCGCUGCUGGGGAUGCAUGUCCUGAAGAAGUUUAUGAUGGACUUUCGGAACCUAUCCAAGAUAUCAUCCGUGACCCAGGUCGAGGCCGGGAUGAGUCUGACCGCGUUCAUUGGCGCAUUGUAUCACUACGUGAUCCUGGAUGGGAAGGAGGUCUACAACGUGCUCAAGGAGCUGCUCUUCCCGCCAAACACUGGCAACAUCACACCUCAGACUGUGCGAUUGAGAGGUGUGCAUGUGCUUAUCUCGCACAGUAUUCCCCGAAUCGCGGAAUCAGCGGACUAUCAUGAAGUCAGAUAUCUCCUUGGCAAGGCUGGUUUCUACUCCUUAUUCAGUGCCUUGAUGUGGGCUGACGGAGAGGAUCGAGCACUUAUCGAGGCCGUUGUUACAACUCUGAGAGACUUGCGAAAAUCAAGAGCAGAGUAAAUUGAGGUUGGGCGUCGUUUCUGUAGUAUCAUCAUUCGUAUCGCAACUGUACUUCGGCUCAUCUCCGCAUCAAUAUGAUGUUAGCGAGGACAUGGCCUGUCCUGUUUCCCAUGCUGCUUCCUUCACAACCACCAACUUCUUUUGACCGAGACGAGGACGAGUGACGCGUAGGAACGAAUCCUCCAAGCCAAAUGGAGGCAUGCGGGCAUAUGGUCUUGAUUUGUCCGGCAGAGAGUACACUCACCCCGGGCCGCGGCUCAUCGUUGACGACCUGGUACUUAUCUCCCCUCCAACCCGAAUGUGCACACAUGCGGGAACUUCUCCCUAUAGAGGUCGCCGAGUGCAUCAUCGACGCCUCGCGCACAUCCCCCCGUAGUCUGUCCGCAUGCAGCCUAGUCUGUCGGUCCUGGCUACCACGAACUCGAUACCACUUGUUCUCCUCACUCGACCUCUCGGCGGACUGGGCGCCGGAGCCGAACGCGGUGACGGAUUUCAUGGAGAUUCUUACCGGGACCUCUGCGGGCUCAGAUUCCUCAAGUGUGCCAUGCUGUGCUGCGACGGUGACACUGGUGCCGUACGUGACGUGCGUCGUACUGGCAAAACGCUCCUGGGGGAUGACACCGGUGCAGACCAUCCUGGCCGUCCUAGCCCGUGCGGGGAUACGACCGGAGAUCCUGCAGAUCAACUGCCCUGCCUAUGAGCUGCGCUCAUCGAGUCCCCAGAGCGUCGGCUUUGGUUUCCCAUUUGCGCCGUCUCUGGUGCAUCUUGCGCUACAGCUUCACAACGACACAUUCUUGGAUGCCCUGGUGGAUCACAUUUCCUCCUUCCCGAAGCUGCAGUCGUUGGAGAUUACUGGCUCUGCGCGGGUGACGGUCAGGGAGGACGCUUGGCCCAAGACGACAGCGUUGCCGCAGAAUCUUCGAAGACUUGUGCUUGCAUAUCCUGAAAUUUUGGAUUGGAUUGUCACCUCGGGAAGGAUCCGAUCCACAGUGGAUCAAAUGGUUAUUCGGGAUCUCGAGACUCCGCCCCAAUGGGCCUCUGUCAGUCGGUUCUUAGCUAGCGAGCAAGCGGAAGGGCUCAGUUUUCUGGAGUUUCAGAACUGCAACAUGGACCACCUCCACUCAGCAAUUGCUCCCUAUGUUCCCUCCUUGCAGCAUCUAAGCAUAGAACUGUCCCCUGCUGCACCCCCACUUUCUGCCUCCACCGCCCUGAUUCGCUUAUUUACCACUUUCCGGGGCAUGGCAAGCUCUUUGGAGAUUGUUACGCUCUUCGCGCCGACGCUGGCUGCCUUCGACGACACUGAAUGGGACCGAUUAGACUCGCUAUUCACGCAAUCUCAUUCCUUGAGUCUGCCACUGUCUCAGCCCUUCCCGGCGCUUUCCAGGCUUCGUUUGCGCGUGAGAGUACGCUCUCCGCGCACAAGAGACCUGGCAUACGACUACGGACUGCCAACGCCCUACGUUCAUCGUAUAUCUGCUCAAAUGGGAGCAUGGUCAAAGGGUGGUGUUGUUUUGGACUUCUAGAUUACUCUCAUUAGACUUUUUAUUGAUAUCUAUGCGCUUCUGCAUAUUAGAAUGUAUACUUGGCACUACUAGAGAUCUUAUUCCGAGUUGUGAGCAAGCGUUGGCUCAAGGACUCUGAAU